Molecule: messenger RNA, 1707 nt
Organism: Penicillium chermesinum
Lineage: Eukaryota; Fungi; Ascomycota; Eurotiomycetes; Eurotiales; Aspergillaceae
Product: xylanase/chitin deacetylase
Exons: 4
Coding region: 1-1707 (568 amino acids)
Biological process (GO): carbohydrate metabolic process
Molecular function (GO): hydrolase activity, acting on carbon-nitrogen (but not peptide) bonds
Source: RefSeq, a predicted model, not a curated record
AUGUCAGUCGGUCUCGAGUCUGAUUCCAACAAAGGCUUCAAUGCCUUCGUUACUGGGGCUGCCACGGCUGUUGGGAGUGAAAUUAUCCGGGAAUUCUUGGACAACGGAUGUCGAGUCACGGCGUUUGACGACCGGCCGCUACAACUUUCGGGCAUUGACGCAGAGCGAUUCUCCCGCCUACACAUCGUGGAUGGUAACGCUUGUGAUGAAGAGGCCAUAAAAGCUGGUCUUGCCGCUGCUGAAGAUCGGUUUGGUCCUGUGAAGUCACUGAUCGUUGUUCCAGCCUGUGAAGGAAAAGCGCAGAUAUACCCCAUUUGGGAUUUACCUUCAGAUGAAUGGGAGAAGAGCUACCGAUCAAACGCUCGUGGUGCCUUCCUUGCGAUCAAGCAUUACCUGCGAUACCUACAAUCGAACCGGCUGGAGAAAUAUUCCCCGUUGUCCCUAUCUGAUCCUGCCAUUGUUGUUGUCGAAACAGAACCUGGAGUCGGAGUGACAGCCGGACAAGCUGGAAUACACCGUGGUCUUCUGGCGAAAGUGCAACAAGAUUUAUUGCGUCUAAAUGGACAAGGGCGCAUCAAUGUUGUGACAUCGGGAUCUAUGGGCGAGACUCCAGCAGAUUUCGCACGCACUGUACUCCUUCUGGCCUCGAGCCACACGUCGGGGCAUGUUUCGGGGCAAUACGUCCAGCCUGCUAGCAAUAGCAAGAGUCUUGUGCCGAUUCAGGAGCCAGAAACAACUCAAAUCACGCGGUCGGCAGGGUCCGUUCCUCGACCACUGGCAAGUCCGAAACGCAACAAGAUCCGCGUCGCUGUGUCCAUCGAUCUAGAUGCUGUAUCUGGUUGGCUUGGAACAAACUCUCAUCCCGACAACAACUUGGCCGACUACUCCUCCGGUUUCUUUGCAGCACGCGUCGGUGUGCCGCGACUGCUUCGCAUGUUGAAGAAACUCGACAUCGCCAAUCGAUGCACUUGGUUUAUUCCAGGCCACUCGGCUGAGAGUUUCCCAGCCGAGGUCCAGCAGGUCGUCGCUUCCGGGGCCGAGGUCGGUCUUCACGGCUAUGCACAUGAAGGUGCUUACCAGCUCACUCCACAGCAAGAACGCGACGUGUUGGAGAAAUGCUUUUCGAUCAUGGAGAAGCUAGUAGGAAAACCCCCACGCGGGUACCGUGCGCCAUUAUAUCAGCUCCGGGAAACGACGCUGGAUUUGCUCGAGGAGUUUGGAUUCGAGUACGAUGCUUCUCUCACUGACCAUGACUGCCAGCCCUUCUGGGCUCCAAAGCGCCCACCCCUUGAGGCGAUUGACUUCUCCAAGCCCGCGGCUUCCUGGAUGCAUCCAAUCAAGGAGACAUGUUCACCCCCUGAUAGAAGGCCUCUUGUCUGCGUUCCCUGUAACUACUAUAUGGAGGAUAUGACACCGAUGCAAUUCCUACCACAUUGUGAAAACUCUCAAGGUUACGUCGAUGUCCGAGUGAUCGAGAACAUGUGGCGCGAUCGAUUCCUCUGGAUCCGAGACAACGAAGAAGAGCCUGUCUUCCCUGUACUCAUGCAUCCUGACACGAGCGGAAUGGCGCAUAUCAUUGGCAUGCUGGAGAGGUUUUUGCGAUGGGUGAAAGAAUUCGAACGGGAGGGGGAGGUAGAAUUCUCGCAGACAGCAGAGAUUGCGCGAUGGUUUCGGGAAAAGCAGUUAGACAAGCCGUCAGGAGUAUAG